This is a messenger RNA of Pseudopodoces humilis (Tibetan ground-tit), 2100 nucleotides long. Lineage: Eukaryota; Metazoa; Chordata; Aves; Passeriformes; Paridae. The record is from RefSeq and is a predicted model, not a curated record.
CCCGCGGCGGCAGCGCCUGGGCCUGAGCGCCGGCCCCCCGGGCCGAGGCAGCGGCGGCGGCGGCCAGCGGAGCGCGGGGGCCGAGCGGAGGGGCCGGAGGGAAGGCACGGAGGGAGGGCCCCGGCCGCCCUGCCCUCCGCCCUCCGCCGCCGCGCCCGCCCGCGCCCCCCUCCCCGCGCCGCCCGGCAUGGACGGCGGCGGGGGCGGCCCCGAGGGCACCGGCCUGGAUAAAAUGCUCGAGGGCUCCGCUUCCUGCCGAAGAUCCCUCCCCGCCCUGCCCCUGCCGUGAUCCCGACCCCGCUCCAGCCCCUCCAGGACCCCCGAGGCCGCCGGGCUCCGAUGGAAGAGGCGCCGGGCCGCAGCAGCCGCCCCGAGCCGCAGCCCCGCGGGCCGGAGGGCGCCCCAUGAGCCCCCCCAGAUGAGCCAGGCAGCCAAGGGCGAGCCCCCCGGGGCCGGCAUGGCGCAGGAGGGGCCGCCUGCCUUCUACCCCGGCCAGGAGCUGGACCUGUCCACCAAGGUGUACAAGAGGGAGUCAGGGAGCCCCUUCUCGGUGCUGGUGGACAGCAAAGUGAGCAAAGGCCACCUCCACGAGAGGGAGGAGCAGCCGUUUUUCAGGGAGAGCAGAGCGGUAGGAGAGGUCCGGGCUGUGAAAGAAGACAGGGAAAACUCUGACGACUCUGAGGAGGAGGAAGAGGAGGAAGAUGAAGUGACUUACAAAAGGGAGCAGAUUAUAGUGGAGGUAAACCUUAACAACCAAACCUUAAAUGUGUCCAAAGGGGAGAAGGGUGUCCCCUCCCAGUCCAAAGAGACUGCUGUCCUUAAGAGCAGCAGUGAGGAAGAGGAGGGUGACAGUGGGGAAGAGGCCACGGAAGACAGUAACGAUUACGAGGAGAACGAGAGGCAGAAGAAGAAGGAGAAAAGAGUGGAGAAGGUUAGCGUUGGCCAGAGGAGAAGCAGGAGAGCCGCCUCCGCCGCGGCCGCCGCCGCCUCGCCGGCGCCCCGAGCGACGCGGGGCCGCAGGAAGAGCGCGGAGCCCCCCAAGAGGAAGAAGAAAGCUGCAAAGGAGCCCAAGGCGCCUGUGCAGAAAGCCAAGUGCGAGGAGAAGGAGACUCUGACCUGUGAGAAGUGCCCCAGGGUGUUUAACACACGCUGGUACCUGGAGAAGCACAUGAACGUCACCCACAGGCGGAUGCAGAUCUGCGACAAAUGUGGGAAGAAAUUUGUGCUAGAGAGUGAGCUGUCCCUCCACCAGCAAACUGACUGUGAAAAAAACAUCCAGUGCGUGUCCUGUAACAAAUCCUUCAAGAAGCUCUGGUCGCUCCACGAGCACAUCAAGAUCGUGCACGGCUACGCCGAGAAGAAAUUCUCCUGCGAGAUCUGCGAGAAGAAGUUCUACACCAUGGCCCACGUGCGCAAACACAUGGUCGCGCACACCAAGGACAUGCCCUUCACCUGCGAGACCUGCGGGAAGUCCUUCAAGCGCAGCAUGUCCCUCAAGGUGCACUCCCUGCAGCACUCCGGGGAAAAGCCCUUCCGCUGCGAGAACUGCGACGAGCGCUUCCAGUACAAGUACCAGCUGCGCUCGCACAUGAGCAUCCACAUCGGGCACAAGCAGUUCAUGUGCCAGUGGUGCGGGAAGGACUUCAACAUGAAGCAGUACUUCGACGAGCACAUGAAAACUCACACCGGGGAGAAGCCGUUCAUCUGCGAGAUCUGCGGCAAGAGCUUCACCAGCCGGCCCAACAUGAAGCGCCACCGUCGGACGCACACGGGGGAGAAGCCGUACCCGUGCGACGUCUGCGGCCAGCGCUUCCGCUUCUCCAACAUGCUCAAGGCGCACAAGGAGAAAUGUUUCCGCGUCACCAGCCCCGGCGGCAGCCCCGGCCCCGCCGCGCUGCACCCGCAGCACCCGCAGCACCCGCAGCACCCGCAGCACCCGCAGCACCUGCCCGUGCCCCCCGUGCCGCACCUGCCGCCGCCCCCCGCCCUCUUCAAGAGCGAGCCCCUCAACCACCGCGGCCACGGCGGCGACGGCUUCCUGCGGCACCUGGACAAGGGCGGCGCGGCGCAGCCACACUGAGACAGCCGCGGCAGCCGGGA